AUAGAAAAGUCCACGAUCUCUCUCCACCGGCGGUGCACGCACGCGGAAAUCGUACUAAAACGAAAAUACCUAAAACUAAAACAUUUUAGUGCUUGCCACCGUGAAAUUAAACCGAAAAAUCCCAUUACGAAAUUCAAAGUGUCCAAUAAAGUUAAAGUGUAUUAGUUUAGCAAUAAACGCGUGCGUUCGCGAUGGCGACGCGACCGCAAAUGGCGGCCAUCUUGUUUUUUAUUGCCACGUGGGUAGUUUGUUUUGGGUGUGACGUUGAUAUGGCUGUUUAUAAAGUGACAAUGAAGUUUUUGUGGAGCGAGGAGACGUUCCCGAAGGAUUAUCCGUUGUAUCGACCGAAGGCGCAAUGGUCGCCAGUGUUUGGCCAAUCUCAUAACAGUUCCUACCAUCUAUACCACAUCGGUGAAGUAGCAAGAAAGUCCAUAAGAACCUUUGCUCAGUUCGGCAAACUUGACGAGCUGGUGGAGGAAGGUGAUGAUGAACAGAAAGUGUACGACCAGUUCUCAGCUCCGGCUGUGGCUGAAGGGACUGGAGAAACGGAGAACAUGGUGUUUGUUGAUGGAGAACAUAGUUUAAUUUCAGUAAUUUGUCGUAUCAUCCCGUCACCUGACUGGUUCAUAGGAGUGGACAGCUUAGACUUAUGUAUUGACUCAUCGUGGGUGGACCAAAUUACACUGGAUCUAGAACCGCUCGAUGCUGGUGCUGCAAGUGGUCUGACCUUCACAGCUCCUCGCUGGGAGACUUCACCUCCUGAUCCCGUAACCAAGCACGGCCCAAGACAUCCCAACCAUCCUGCUGCUGGUUUCUACUAUCCUUUACUGAGAGAAUUGCCGGCUAUAGCAAAAGUUGAGUUCGCAAAGGUAAAAGAGUACACGACAAAGGAAUUAAACGAUAUGGCACGUAAAGAACUGCUCUUAAGCCUUAAACGGAAGGACAGGCGUAAAGGCACGCCACGGAGGAAGGUGAACUUGGUCGAAGAAUAUCAACCAAUACCAAGAGAGAUUACCACUAAGAGCGAUGUAGAACAGUUGAAGGAUCUAGAAGAAGACCCGAUCCCAACAGAAAAGUACAAUGCGCAGGAUAAUAAUGUUAUCGUGGUUACAAAAUCACCUAUCACAACAACAACCGUUCAAGAAUUUGACACUGGGCUCCAAAAUAUGGACGAUGUAGUACUAGCCGUGGCUCAUGGUAAAAAAUUAGGGCUUGGGAAGCAUCUGCCACGACAUUUCAGAUCUCGUCUACACAAUGCUGUAAACAGAAUCCAACCUGACGACUGCCUCGCAUCAGAAUGGGGAGAAUGGUCACCAUGCUCAGUCACCUGCGGUUUUGGCAACAAGUACCGCCACCGACGAGUGAUCAGAGAGAAGAGGAAGAAAGGCCGCGACUGUCCCGCUCUAACGGAGAGAAGACACUGCGGCAACAUCAACUCUUGCGCACAUAUUGAUUAUUUUGAAUGGUAGCCUUUAGUGUACUAUAAUUUAUAAGUAAAAU
Messenger RNA from Maniola jurtina (meadow brown), 1500 nucleotides. RefSeq names its product spondin-1-like. The transcript is spliced from 7 exons. The coding region runs from base 192 to 1469 and encodes 425 amino acids. The record is from RefSeq and is a predicted model, not a curated record. NCBI's taxonomy places the organism in Eukaryota, Metazoa, Arthropoda, Insecta, Lepidoptera, Nymphalidae.